AUGCCGGGAGGAGUUGUAGGCCUCGUCGCCACGGCCGACACAGGCCGGAUCGAGGCCCCCGUCACCCUCAAAGCCUACAUGAUGUGUGCCUUCGCUGCUUUCGGUGGCAUCUUUUUCGGCUACGACUCGGGCUACAUCAACGGUGUCAUCGGCAUGAAUUACUUCGUUCACCUCUACACCGGUCUUGACCCCAACGACCCUCGAUUCAAUGCCAAGACCGGGUCCGAUCCCGGUGGCUUCGCGCUGCCCUCGUGGGAGAAAUCUCUCAUUGUCUCCAUUCUCUCGGCCGGCACAUUCUUCGGGGCCCUCAUGGCGGGUGAUAUCGCCGACUUCACCGGUCGACGCACGACAAUCAUCUUGGGCUGCAUUGUCUUUAUCAUCGGUGUCAUACUACAAACCGCCUCGUCCACCUAUGGACUGCUGGUUGCCGGUCGUCUCGUGGCCGGUUUCGGGAUCGGCUUCGUCUCUGCCAUCAUCAUCCUCUACAUGUCAGAAAUUGCCCCGAAGAAGGUUCGCGGUGCCAUUGUGUCGGGAUACCAAUUCUGCAUCACCAUUGGCCUGCUCCUCGCCUCUUGCGUCGAUUACGGCACGCAGAAUUACACCACGACCGCCUCCUACCGUGUCCCAAUCGGUCUACAAAUGCUCUGGGCCAUCAUCCUGGCCACCGGUCUCUUUUUCCUUCCCGAAUCACCCCGUUAUUUUGUCAAGCGAGGCAAGAUCGACCGUGCUGCCGAUGUGCUCGGCCGUCUGCGUGGCCAGCCUCGCGAUUCGGAAUUCGUGCAGACGGAACUUGCUGAAAUCGUCGCCAACCACGAGUACGAGUUGCAAAUGAUACCCCAAGGCAGCUACUUCACCAGCUGGGCCAACUGUUUCAAGGGCUCCCUCUGGGUACAAAAGAGCAACCUACGCCGCACCAUUCUCGGGACAUCGCUCCAGAUGAUGCAGCAAUGGACCGGUAUCAACUUCAUCUUCUACUUCGGCACCACUUUCUUCCAGCAGCUGGGCACGAUCAGCAACCCCUUCCUCAUCGGUCUGAUCACCACUCUCGUCAACGUCUGCUCGACCCCAAUUUCCUUCUAUACCAUUGAGCGAUUCGGACGCCGUACGCUCUUGGUCUGGGGCGCGUUGGGCAUGGUGAUCUGUGAGUUCAUUGUUGCCAUCAUAGGGACUGCGGACGGAGGCAAUCCGACGACCGUCAAGGCCGAAAUCGCAUUCAUUUGCAUCUACAUCUUCUUCUUCGCCUCUACGUGGGGUCCUGGUGCCUGGGUUGUUGUAGGCGAGAUCUACCCUCUGCCAAUCCGCUCCCGCGGUGUCGCCUUGUCAACUGCCUCCAAUUGGCUGUGGAACUGCAUCAUCUCAGUCAUCACCCCCUACAUGGUCGACAAGGACGAAGGCAAUCUAGGCCCCAAAGUGUUCUUCGUCUGGGGCGCCCUCUGCGUCUGCUGCUUCAUAUACGCGUACUUCUUGAUCCCGGAAACCAAGGGUCUUUCCCUUGAACAGGUGGACCGUAUGAUGGAGGAGACCACACCCAGGAACUCAGCCAAGUGGGUGCCGCACAGCACCUUCGCCGCGGAGAUGGGUCUCACGGAUAAGGGAACACUGGCGCCGGAAAUCGUGGAGGAUGUGGAGAGGAAGGGAAGUGUGGUUUGA
Molecule: messenger RNA, 1650 nt
Organism: Letharia columbiana
Lineage: Eukaryota; Fungi; Ascomycota; Lecanoromycetes; Lecanorales; Parmeliaceae
Exons: 2
Coding region: 1-1650 (549 amino acids)
Biological process (GO): carbohydrate transport; transmembrane transport
Cellular component (GO): membrane
Molecular function (GO): carbohydrate:proton symporter activity
Source: RefSeq, a predicted model, not a curated record